AUGGCUCAGCGGUUAGAGUGUGAAUUUACUGACCGGAGGGUUCGCGGCUUGGGCGACCUGGCAGUAUCCCAGCACUCGUGCUUCCUUCUGGUGGCAUGGCACUUAGCACCUAAAUGUCGACCUCCUGAAUUGCAACCCGCACUGCGCAUAUUUUACUCAUCGAGGCGGAAGAAUCGAAACCGUAUCCCUUCGCCGUCUAGCUCCAGCAGUUCAGACGACGUUCUCUGUCUGUCUGAAUCCGAUAGGGACAAUGAAUAUCCAGAUAUGACUGAAAUAGUUCUUUCAGAAUAUGAACUCUCUCUAGCACCGCUCUCCGAAGACAAACCGAGUUAUCCUGAAAUCCUUAUACAACAGCUACGCGUUCAUCCUUACAGUCAGAAGCAACUACAAACAGCGUCACGAAUUGGAACGAAAUGGCUCAGUGAUCAGAGCGCGCGUUUACUGACCGAAAGAUCCUCGGUUCGAACCCGACCUCUGCCCCUCGACUUCCCCUGUCUAGGCUUGGGUAACCUGACAGUAUCCCAGCCCUUGUGCAACCUUCGGGAUAAAAACAGUCAUUCAACUGUGACGACGUUCCGAUACCUACCUGAUAUGUCAUGCGAUGGAAGCACAGAGGCUGAAGUACCCCCAGGUUGCCCAAGCCUAGAUAGCAGCAGUCGAUAUUUCAGGGUUGGGUUUGAACCACGGACCUUUUGA
Messenger RNA from Opisthorchis viverrini, 696 nucleotides. RefSeq lists its product as hypothetical. Bases 1 to 696 code for a protein of 231 amino acids. The record is from RefSeq and is a predicted model, not a curated record. The transcript is spliced from 6 exons. Lineage: Eukaryota; Metazoa; Platyhelminthes; Trematoda; Opisthorchiida; Opisthorchiidae.